AGGGAUAAUAGGAACUUCCUCGCAGCACAAUCCAAUCGGGCAAACAAGAUGUAUCGAAUUGACCGUCUCAAUAACAUAGUCAAAAUCAAAUUCCUAGGAACUCUAAAUCCAAUCUUCACCAGUUUGAAAAAGAGCCACGUGACUCAAACAUUAAGAGACCAGCACAGCACAUGCAGCAUCUCUCACGGAACAAAACUUAACCAUAAGGUAUAUUCAACUACAACCAGCUUCAAAUGUUUCACAACAGGGAAUUUCAUUGUAUGUGAUCCAAUGGAAAAUUCAAAUUCAGAUGUGAUACCUGAAGAAGCAAAGUUGAAAUUAAAGAAAUUAGCAUCAGAAUGGGAUGAUAUAGUAGAUCCAAAUGCAUUAAAUAUUAUCAGAUUAAAAGGUGCUAUGACUAACAUGGUGUAUCAAAUCAAAUGGCCAAGUAGGAAUCCAGAACAACAGAGAUCUAGGAAAGUGUUGGUGAGGAUCUAUGGGAAAGGUGUUGAUGUGUUCUUUGAUCGACAAAAUGAAAUUAGGAUUUUUGAGUUUAUGUCUAAGCAAGGACAAGGUCCAAGAUUGCUUGGUCGAUUUCAGAAUGGUCGUAUUGAGGAGUUUAUUCGAGCUCGGACACUAUCAGCUCCUGAUCUGCGUGAUCCAGAGAUAUCUUCCUUGAUAGCUGCCAAAAUGAGAGAAUUUCACGAGCUUGAUAUGCCUGGUCCUAAGACCGUCAUCCUUUGGGAUAGACUGCAAAAUUGGCUUAACGUGGCCAAAGGUCUCGCUUCUGCUGAAGAAGCUAAGGACUUUCGGUUGGACCUUCUACAAGACGAGAUCCAAUCGUUGGAAAAGAAUCUUGCUGGCAAUAAUCUAAGCACGGGAUGCUGCCACAAUGACUUGCAGUAUGGGAACAUAAUGAUGGAUGAAGAGAUAAGAUCAAUAACCUUUAUUGACUAUGAAUAUGCUGGUUACAACCAUGUUGCAUUUGAUAUAGCUAAUCAUUUUUGUGAAAUGGUUGCUGAUUACCAUACAGAAACACCUCAUAUUAUGGACUUCAGCAAGUAUCCUGGCUUGGAGGAGCGAAAAAGAUUUUUAAGUGCAUAUCUAAGUAGUUCAGGUAGCUCUCCCAGUGAACAGGAGCUGGAGAAAUUAGCUCAAGAAGUGGAGAAGUAUACUCUUGCCACUCAUCUUUUUUGGGGUCUAUGGGGAAUAAUAUCGCAUCAUGUCAAUAAGAUAGACUUCGAUUACUUGGAGUAUGCUAGGCAGAGGUUUAAGCCAUAUUGGUCAAAGAAACCUGAGCUAUUGGGAUCUUCAGGUUCCAAGAGAGGUUAACAUGAAACCAAGGACUUCAUUGAUCCAUUUGCUGAUUUACAGAGAGUAGUUGUUAUCCCUUGGGGUUUUGCCUGAAGAAAAAGACUUACUCUUUCUUUUAUGGCAUGCCUUCUUUUAUUGAAAAAUAGAAACUCUUGAUGGAAUUUUGCUGGUGAUAGUGUUUAUCAGCUAAGUCUAGGAUUAGAUCAUCAAGUGUAUGAGCAUUUCUGUCAAAUUUUGCUUGGUUAUCUUGUGUAAAUCUCUACAGAAUGAUGUUGAAUUUUGUUUUAUUUUCCUUUUGCUGAAAUAAUACAUAUGCAAGUCUAUUUGUUUA
Messenger RNA from Lycium barbarum (goji berry), 1624 nucleotides. Its product is annotated as probable choline kinase 2. Gene Ontology annotation, biological process: phosphatidylcholine biosynthetic process; phosphatidylethanolamine biosynthetic process. Gene Ontology annotation, cellular component: cytoplasm. NCBI's taxonomy places the organism in Eukaryota, Viridiplantae, Streptophyta, Magnoliopsida, Solanales, Solanaceae. Bases 49 to 1311 code for a protein of 420 amino acids. Gene Ontology annotation, molecular function: choline kinase activity; ethanolamine kinase activity. The record is from RefSeq and is a predicted model, not a curated record. The transcript is spliced from 8 exons.